This is a messenger RNA of Nannochloropsis gaditana CCMP526, 1251 nucleotides long. Its product is annotated as protein rer1a. Gene Ontology annotation, biological process: protein retention in ER lumen; retrograde vesicle-mediated transport, Golgi to endoplasmic reticulum. The record is from RefSeq and is a predicted model, not a curated record. The transcript is spliced from 2 exons. Bases 228 to 776 code for a protein of 182 amino acids. Gene Ontology annotation, cellular component: Golgi membrane.
ACAAUCAGGUCUUCACAUCUCUCCUCACCAUCGAUCUGUUGCGAGCCCUACCGGAACGUCGUGGCCUAGGCGUGUCAUUUAACUCUGUGUACGCAGGGUUUCCCUGAGGCCUUCCUCGCUCAAAGAGCACCUCAGAAUCGAGCGAGUCCAUUGUCGAGGAUUCUAGUUCCCCUUUGUCUGUAAAACUUAUCCUGUCGAGUCAACUAACUCGUCCCGUUCAGUCAAAGAUGGAAGCGGGUGGAGAGUCAAGCGUUGUGGAGCAAUUUGUGGUCUCUUGGCAAAGGAAAUGGCAGCACAUACUGGACCAAUCGACCGUCCAUGUGGGCCUUCGAUGGGUCAUCUUUGCGGCGAUGCUCACGCUCUACGCCGUGCGGGUCUUCUACAUCAACGGAUGGUUCAUCGUCACCUACGGACUUGGCAUCUAUCUUCUCAACAAUUUCAUCGGCUUCCUCUCACCGCAAAUGGAUCCAGAAUCGGAAGGCCCGUUGCUCCCUACGCAGGAGUCGGAGGAAUACCGCCCCUUUGCCCGCCGUUUGCCCGAAUUUAAAUUUUGGUACCAGUGCGCCAAGGCGACGUGGAUCGCGUUUACCAUGACUUUUUUUGAAUUUUUCGACGUGCCUGUAUACUGGCCCAUUCUUCUCCUGUAUUUCGUAAGCCUCUUCAUCUUGACGAUGAAGAGGCAGAUCCGGCAUAUGAUCAAGCAUCGCUACGUGCCGUGGAGUAAUUCCAAGGCCCGGUAUGCGGGGGCGGGGGAGAAGAGAGCAACGCCACGGUGAUCGGCUGGCCAGGGGGGGGGGCUAGGAAGGACAGGAGGGAAGAAUAUGAAUGUUCCAUAGAGGGCCCGGGGUAUAGAGGGGCCAUGGCGGCGAAGCCAGGCCGCGCGAGUAAGGCGUGGCCUUCUCCCUAUCUCCUUGCCUGCGUGCCAGCGGAAAGACCUUUGUCGACUCUCAAGAUUGAGGCCAGCAAUAUCUGUCCGGGAAAUUGCUUUGAAAGGGCGCAUCCAAAGGGGAGAGCCACGGAGGAGCACCAAGGGAUGGAUGGAAGACGCUCUGUCGUGUUCACGAUGUGGAAAAGAUGGGGAAGGUGGCACAUACUCCACAGGGGUGGCCGCCCCGGGAUAAAGCGAGGGGCGUAAAGCAGAGAGAAGGCGAGAAAGGAAGGCGAGGAGAUGGUCGAGCGCCAGGCUUGCAGCUUUCAAAGAACCAUACCACAAAGUGCGCUGCAAAAGGUCAUAACCCAACGCUGGUGCAC